Molecule: messenger RNA, 3261 nt
Organism: Megalops cyprinoides (Indo-Pacific tarpon)
Lineage: Eukaryota; Metazoa; Chordata; Actinopteri; Elopiformes; Megalopidae
Gene: jakmip2
Product: janus kinase and microtubule interacting protein 2
Exons: 22
Coding region: 222-2687 (821 amino acids)
Molecular function (GO): microtubule binding; kinase binding
Source: RefSeq, a predicted model, not a curated record
UGUACAGCUGCUGAUGUUGAGCAUCGGAAAAAAAGACAAGCCAUGGAUUCUGUCCCGAGGUCUUUAGGCCUUACAGCAUCGCGGAGAUUAAUUAUACGGUCUUCUGACUCCUAGAAUAAUGGGGAAAAGAGGGGACUGGAAUCCUUGGAGGACCUUAGUUCAUUUCUUUGAGGCGACGGACAUUUCUGAAUGAGAGCAUUUGAUCCGUACUAUCUGACCCAAUGGCGAAGAAAGGACGUUCCAAGGGCGAGAAACCCGAAGUUCUAAUAUCUGCCUUGCAGGCAGCCAACGAAGAUCUCAGGUCCAAACUGACUGACAUUCAAAUAGAGCUGCAUCAAGAGAAAUGCAAGGUGAGUAAGCUAGAGCGGGAGAAGGUGCAGGAGGGGAAGAGGAUCCGGGAGCAGGAGCAGCACCGGCACACAGCCGCGCUGACGGAGCAGCGGGCCAAAUGGCACGAGGAGAAGCAGAAGGAGCUGCAGACCCUGCGGGAGACACUGGUGCGGCAGCACGAGCAGGAGCUGGCCCGCUCCGCCAAGAUCAAGGACGGCGAGAUCCAGCGGCUGAAGGCGGCGCUCAGCUCCAUGCGGGACGGCAGCGGGGAGAAGGUGCGCACCGCCCUGACGCUGGAGGCCAAGGAGGAGGCCAGGCGCUUCUUUGACUCGGAGCGCGUCCGGCUGCUCCAGGAGAUCGCCGAGCUCAAGACCUCCAAGAAGCAGACAGACGAGGCGCUCAGCAACAUGAUCCAGGCCGACAAGAUGAAGGCCGGCGACCUGCGCAGCGAGCAUCAGAUGCACCAGGAGCAGAUCUCCAAGAUCAAGUGGGACUGUGAGCGUGACAUCAGGAGACUGGUGGAUGAGAUCAAGUCCAAGGACCGCACCAUAUUCUCCCUGGAGAAGGAGCUGGAGACGGCCACGGGCUUUGUGCAGAAGCUGCAGCUGCAGAAGGAUGCCCUGGACGAGCAGCUGUUCCUGGUCAAAGAGGCAGAGUGCAACCUGGGCAGCCCUAAGAGGGAGAUCCCGGGCCGGGCGGGAGAUGGUGCAGAGCACUGUGGCAGCCCGGACAUGCGCAGGAACCAGAGGCGCAUCGGCGAACUGAACGCCACCAUCCGCAAACUGGAGGACCGCAACACGCUGCUGGUGGACGAGAGGAACGAGCUGCUGAAGCGUGUGAGGGAGUCCGAGAAGCAGUGCAAGCCCCUGCUGGAGAAGAACAAGCUGCUGAGCCGCAGGAACGACGAGCUCACCCAGUCCCUGCAGCGGCAGGAAGAGAAGCUCAAGGCCCUCACCAAGGAGAACCUGGAGAUGAAAGAGAAGAUCAGUUCGCACCCGCCCCUGAAGAAGCUCAGGUCUCUGAACGACCUGGACCAGGCGCACGACGAGCAGGAGAUCGAGUUCCUGAAGCUGCAGGUCCUGGAGCAGCAGAACAUGAUCGACGAGCUGACACGAGACAGGGAGAAGCUACUGCGCAGAAAGAGGCAUAAACGAAGCUCCAGGCCCAUAAAGAGGCACAUCGUAGUGGACACAUUCUUCGGGUACGACGAGGAGUCCAUGGACUCGGAAUCCUCUUCAGUUGCCUCCUUCCGGAUGGAUCGCACGCCAGCGACUCCAGACGAAGACCUGGAUGAGGGUUUGGCUGCAGAGGAAUCAGAGCUGCGGUUCCGACAGCUGACCCGAGAGUACCAGGCCCUGCAGCGGGCCUAUGCCCUGCUCCAGGAGCAGAAGGGGGGCAUCCUGGAUGCUGAGAUGGAGGCGAAGGCUCAUGAGCAGCUGCAGGCAGAUGUUCUCAGGUACAAGGCCAAAAUCGAGGACCUUGAGAAGGAGCUCACACAGAAAGGACAGGACUCAAAAUGGGUGGAGGAAAAGCAGCUGUUCCUCAGACGAAACCAGGAGCUUCUCGAAAAGGUUGAGAAGCUGGAGGCAGAUCUCGGUCGAGUCCAGCAGGAGCUGCAAGACUCCAAGGACCAGAAUGAGCUGCUUGAAUUCAGAAUCCUGGAGUUAGAGGAGCGGGAACGGAGAUCGCCCCCCUUCAACCUCCAGAUUCACCCCUUCUCAGAGGGGGUCAGCGCCUUGCAGAUUUACUGCAUGAAGGAGGGGGUGAAGGAUGUGUGUAUUCCUGACCUCAUCAAACUCCUGGAUAUCCUCGGCGAUAAUGGGAACUUACGAAAUGAAGAGCAGGUGGCCAUCAUCCAAGCCAGCACUGUUCUGUCUCUGGCAGAGAAGUGGAUCCAGCAGAUUGAGGGCACAGAGGCAGCAUUGCACCAAAAGAUGAUGGACCUGGAGCUGGAGAUGGAAAUGUUCUGUAAGCAGAAAGGCUAUUUGGAAGAAGAGCUGGACUACAGGAAGCAAGCCCUAGACCAAGCUUAUAUGCAAAUCCAGGAGCUGGAGGCCACGCUGUACAAUGCACUGCAGCAGGACACGGUCAUCAAGUACGGCGAGCCGCUGAGCGACAAGCAGAAAGACGAGCUGCGCACGGCCGUGGAGAAGCUGCGGAGGCAGAUGCUGAGGAAGAGCCGGGAGUACGACUGCCAGGUCCUGCAGGAGAGGAUGGAGCUCCUGCACCAGGCUCACCAGCGAAUCCGGGAUCUGGAAGAUAAAACAGACAUUCAGAAGAGACAAAUCAAAGACCUGGAGGAGAAGUUUCUGUUUCUAUUCCUGUUCUUCUCCCUUGCCUUUAUUCUUUGGCCUUGAUGCCCGUGACGUCAGCUGCAGAGACAGUGUGGCAGUGUGGGGACGUUGUACACGACAGCAGCUUAUUCUCUCCAUCUUGUGAUGAACCAAGCCUUGUUUACAGCUCUCAAUGUGUUCGUAGCAAAGGUUGCUCUGACUGGAUUGUAGUGCGACAGAUGGGUGUUUGGAGGUUUGACUCGUUUCCAUGGAUACCCCCAUCUGAAGUUCCGCUAUAUAUGCUGCAUUGGCCUGACCUGACCCUGCGGCAACUCGUCGCGGGGACCUGUAACUUUGGUGGGACUGAAUGGAACGGAACCCCUCGGCCCGACCCCUCAAGCAAACCCAUCUCAGAUAUCAAGCCAAACCAAAGUUGGGAAGAUCUUAUCUCUGCCGUGCAGGGGAGCGCAACACCACCUAACCACAUCUCAAGACAAUAACACUGGGACAGUGCACCCAUGAAGGGAGAAGGCUUCCUCCUCCACCCCAACCCACACACACUCUAUGGCUGACUGAAAAUGUCCUGCAUAUGCCUCCUCUCUCUUUCUCUCUCUCUGUCUCUCUCUCACUCUCUCUCACACACACACACACACACACA